AUGUAUAAAACAUUUACGUCAUACAAAAAGCACAUUCAUCGGCAUCAUGAAAAUUUACUUCAUCCAGUAUGUCAACAACAAGAAAAUACCGUUAUUAAUGAUAUGAAUACAUUAGCAAUUCAGCAACCUGAUGCAACAGUUAUAUAUCCAGAUACAGCUGAUAAUAAUCAUGACAAUGUUAUAUAUGCAGAUUUUGAUGACGAUCUUGAUAAUCAAUGGAACACUCUAACAACAAAUAUUUCUAGUAAAGAUGAAAAAAUAAAUCUUCUUACAGUUCAACAACAAUUCAUCCGAUUUUUACUUGAAAUGAGAGAAAAACACAUUUUGCCUCAAACAGUGAUCCAAUCCAUUACAACACAUAUAAUCAAUUUACUAGAUAGCGUAGUUGAGCUUGUAGAAGAACAAGCAAAACAAGAAAAUAUGACUCAACAACAAUCAACAACAACUAUUUCUGUUAAUGGAAUGCGCAAAACAGUAAAGCAGAUAGAACAAUCAAUUAUUCUCUCAACUCGAAAUGAAUAUCAAUUUAUACAAUCUUGUCAAAAGUUUUUCAAUUAUUCACCACCUAUAGAAAAUGUUUUAUCAUCAAAUCAUUUGAAAAAAGAAUAUUCAUAUCAUAUACCUAUACGAAACACUUUAGAGAAAAUUUUACAAAAAGAUGAAAUGAUACCACUUCUAAUUGAUAAUAUUCAACAUCAAACUUCAAUAACACAUAAUGAUCCAGAUUUAAUGUUUUCAAGACGGGACGGUGUUAAAGGUAAAAUAUUUAAAAAUCAAUCAUUUUUAAUUCAAUUAUAUGUCGAUGGCAUCGUUGUUACAAAUCCGAUAGGUCCGAAGAAGGACCAACACAAAUUGACACUUGUAUACUUCAUGUUAGAAGAUAUACCGAAUAUCUUUCGAUCUACAUUACAAUGUAUUAAUCUUGCAGCUAUUUGUUACACAAAAAACCUGAAUAAUGAUGAAAAACUUAGAAAAUUUUAUGAUCCGAUUGUAAAUGAUUUGAAUGAUUUGCAAUCUACUGGUUUAAUAUUUGAUACAUUUAACAGUCAGUUACAUUUUACAUUUACGACAAUUGCUGCUGAUAAUUUAGCAGCACAUGAAAUCGCUGGUAUGCAACAAACAUUCAGUUCCGGAUAUUUUUGUAGGAGAUGUUUAAUAACCUAUGAAAAUCGACUUAUACCAUUAACCGAUAUUCACUUCAUUCAACGAACACAUCUUCAACAUACAAAAUGUUUACAAUUACUUGAAAAUAAUCCACACAUAAAAUCAAUGUAUGGUGUUAUUGGUCCAAGUCCACUUGAUAAUUUAAUAAAUUUUGACACAACUGCUUCUCUUCCUGGAGAUGUGAUGCACGAUUAUUUCGAAGGUGUAUGUCCGAUCAUUAUCAUGGCGAUGUUAAAGGAAGCAUCAAAUUUAAAGCUGAUUACUUUUGCUGCUAUUCAGGAGAGAACAGAAAAUUUUUCUUAUGGUGAAUUAGAUGCAUCAAAUAAACCUCCUUCUAUACAAGUUAAACAUCUAAACAAUGAUCGUAUUACUGGAAGUGCAGCUCAAAAAUUCUAAAGAAAAAAGUUAUUUUCGUCGAAAACAAACGAAAAACCAACAUCAUCAUCAACACCAAAUGAUACAGCAUUAUUAAUUAUAGAUGAAAAUCAACAAGAUCAUGAACAUGAAAAUCAAUCAGCAGAAGCAUCAAUAAAUGUAUCAUCUAUCGAAACUAUUAUUACAACUGAAAAUUUAACAGAAAAAUCUCUUCCAGAUCCUUAUUUAUUACCAGUGUUACCGAGUCAAGUCAACGAUGCAAUUAAUCUUAAACAAAUGGAAAAAUUUGAAAAACUUUGCAACUUUCGUUCAAUUAUUAUAGAUGCUGUUUUUCAUGAUUUGAAAACAAAUUAUGGUUUGAUAUAUCCGACACGAGAACAAUAUACAACAAUUGUUAAUGGAAUACUUAAUCAUUUGAAGAUUGAACGUGAUCCAAAAACAUCUACAUCAAUCAUUCAAGAUACACCUAAUGAAAUACAACAAAUGGAAGAAAAAGCUGAAACACUUAAAACAAAUUUUCAAAAUAAAUCAAUUGAUGAUCAACAUUAUCAACGGUUGUGGCUUGAAACUUUUGAUUAUCGACAAAAUUUUAUCAAGGAAAACACAACUGCAGAUAUUAUGGAACGUUUUCCUGUUUAUUCAAAUCCAUCUAUGAUAUUGACAGAUGUUAAAUUAUUAACAGGUGUAGAUUUGGAUCAUUCUGUUAAAGAAAAAAUGAAUUUGCUUUCUAAUAAAAUUUGUUCUAAUGAUAAAUUUUUAACAGGUAGGAAAAAAGUUUAUAGUAUACCAAACAGUAAUCUUGUUUAUUAGAUGAUCCAAUUGUUCGUUGUUUUAAAGUAUUAUGUAGCAUACUAAACGACUCAUGGAAACAUUACAUUUGCUUUUAUCCUGAUGUAAGUUAUCUGAAAAUUUUUUUAAAUUUUCCGAAAUAUCGCAAACAUGAAAAGAAUAGAAGAAGUUAGUUAUAUUUGGUCUUGUGUUCUAGUCAGCUAGGUAGUCUUCUUAGCUUGAUUGAGAGACAUCGCUUAUUACUUUAGUUUUUCUUUAUUUCUGACUACUACAGACUUUCUAUCAAUGUUAUGGUUCUUUGCUUUAAACUUUCUUAAACAUGCGGAUAUUAGCGGGCCAUAAAUGUUAUUCGAUCAAUCGGAUAUUUUAAAGUAUCAUGCA
Molecule: messenger RNA, 2709 nt
Organism: Rotaria sordida
Lineage: Eukaryota; Metazoa; Rotifera; Eurotatoria; Philodinida; Philodinidae
Source: the annotation of a GenBank genome assembly